AUGGACACACACAAUAGAUCAUAUGAUUUGAAGCCCUCACUUGCAGUACGAGUCUAUGCGCACCCGCAUGUCCAGGCCCGCCUCGAGAAGCACAUGGGAUCCAACUUGGUGCGGCUCAAGGGCAAGAGCUACAUGACCGAUGUGGAGGAGAGGAUCCGGGCGAUCAAUGAGGAGAACCUCAACAAAAGAAUAUCCGCCAGAGUUCUAGAUGAAAUGGAAAGGUUGAAACGUCUCAUCCUAGUUGGGAAAACACCUCUGAAGGAAUGCCCGCCUGAACUAUACCACCACCCCGUCUUCGUGUUUUGGCGGAUGGUAACCCGUGAAGUCGCCAAAGCAUCCAAGAAACGAGCUGACGCAUUAGAUAGAUAGAUAGAUAGAUAUAUCG
Molecule: messenger RNA, 385 nt
Organism: Galleria mellonella (greater wax moth)
Lineage: Eukaryota; Metazoa; Arthropoda; Insecta; Lepidoptera; Pyralidae
Exons: 3
Coding region: 1-369 (122 amino acids)
Source: RefSeq, a predicted model, not a curated record